UAUGAAACGGAAUACAAAGAAACUGUUGGUGCCUGCAGUGACUACACCAAGUACACGAGCGUUGAUACCUAUGAAAAUUUGCUUACAGUUAGACAACAAGUUAUAGGAAACAUCACUUCCUGUCAGUCAGUCACUGCAAAAUCACAAGCCUGCAAGCUAGACAUAGCGUUCCUAAUUGACGACACGGACUCGGUUAACGCCGCAAAAUUCCAGGAAAUGAAAGUCUUUCUCGAACUUCUUGUCAUGAAAAUGCUUGUUGGUAGCAAUGCAAUAAAUAUAGGAGUUGUGACAUUUGGCGACGGUGCAACUACUGCUUUUCCACUCAACCAGUACACAACAACAGGUGAAGUGAUAACGGCUAUAAGCAAUCUUGCCCAAGGAAGCACGGCCUAUAGUAGGACUCAGCGCUCUGUGGACAAAGCCAUCACAUAUACACUAUGGAAUUUUUUCACGGAAAGUAAUGGAGACCGCUCUGACGCCCAGAAUUAUUACGUUGUCCUAACAACAGGAGGUUCCUAUGGAUCGAAGGUUACAGAAAUUGGAACAGCACUGCAGUACAAUUCCAUGAUCGAUAUUUUUGUACUUGGUGCUAAUGUUCCUACGGCUGAUGACGCGGAUUAUCAGGGGGCUGUCAGCUCAGGGAGAUACAUGAAGGCUACCGACUUCACCGUCCAUCAGUGUGACAACACUGUGUUUACCACCAUCACUCAAUGUCCUCCGGCGGCUCCGCCCCCUGUUACUGUUGACUGCAAACUGGACAUGGUGUUUAUUGUUGAAAAUUACAACCUACGUUAUACAAAGAGAUUUGUAAUUGAACUGAUGAGGCAAAUCCCAGUUUCCUCUGACGGAGUAAGGGUGGGUUUUGUUCUAUAUGAUUCUGGGGCUUCAACAAUAUUUGGACUUACACAAUACACGACAUCGGCCGCCGUGAUAGCUGCAAUUGAAGCGAUACCUGAGACAAGUAGCUCUUACCAUUACGUAUAUAAAGGCUUAACUCAUGCAAGGGACAACGUCUUCACAGCUGCUGGGGGUGAUCGUGCAGAUGCGAACAACUAUUACAUUUUCAUUGUUGGGCCAUUUUACAGUGCUACUGCCGCUAUUGCAAGGGACGUCAGAAGCAGCGGAAACAACUACAUAUUUGCUGUCCAUGUUGGUGAUUCUUAUCAUACCGAGUAUCAGGAGUCUGUUGAUUCGUGUGGUGACUACACCAAGUAUACGAAUGUUGAUUCGUAUGAAAAUCUACUUACAGUAAGAGAGCGAGUUAUUGGAAACAUCACUUCUUGCCGAGCAAUAACGGAAUUAACUCAAGACUGUAAAAUCGACAUAGCUUUCAUAAUUGAUGAUACAAACACAGUCAACGCCUCAAAGUUCCAAGAAAUGAAAACCUUUCUUGUCAGUCUUGUCACCAAAAUGGUAAUUGGUGAUAAUGCGAUAAAAGUAGGGGUUGUGACCUAUGGUGACGGAGCAGACAUCGCUUUUACGCUGAAACAAUACUCUACAGUAGACCAACUGAUAACGGCUAUAGGAAAUAUUGCCCAAGGAAGCACUGCCUACAGCAGAAAUCGUCGCUCUGUUGAUAAAGCCAUUCUUCAUACAUUAUGGUAUUUCUUUACUAAGACGAACGGUGACCGUGCGGACGCCAGAAACUUUUACGUUGUUGUUACAUACGGAGGCUCCUAUCAAUUUAAGGAUGCGGCUUAUUGGGAAGCAUUACAUUACAAUUUCUUAAUGGACCUUUUUAUUCUUGGAGCUGGUGUUCCACCAAGCUAUGACUCGGACUUUGAGGGGGCAGUGAGUGAAGGACGAUAUAUAAAAACUACUGACUUUAUAGGACUUUCAUGCAACAGCGAAGUGGUCAUCUCCAAUAUCACUCAAUGUCAUACAGAAGAAGCGCCUACUAUUGCUCCACCAAGCUGCAAGCUAGAUAUCGUGUUUAUCAUUGAAAACUACAAAAUGCACUACACAAAAAGGUUUAUAACGGAGCUGUUGGAGGAGGUACCCGUUUCUUCUGACGGUAUUAGGGUAGGUCUCGUAACAUACGAUUCCACGGCAUCAAAAAAGUUUGGACUCUCUGACUACUCGACAUCUGAGACUACGAUAGGAGGAAUAGAAGGGGUGACGGAAAUAACAAGAUCGGAUCAUCUUGUAUAUCAAGGAUUAAUCGAGGCCCGGGACAACGUUUUCACUUCCGGUGGGGGUGACCGAGAAGACGCUAAUAACUACUAUUUCUUCAUAGUUGGACCAUUUGACAGUAAUACAGCCCCUAUUGCGAGAGACAUCAGGAGUAGUGGAAACAAUUAUAUAUUUGCUGUUCACGUUGGUGGAACCUACCAAACUGAAUAUCAAGAGUGCGUUGAUUCAUGUGGAAACUACACUAGGUACACCGAUGUUGAUGAAUAUGACGAUCUUCUAACCAUUAGACAGCAGAUCGUGGCAAAUAUCACUUCAUGUGAAGAAAUUAAGGAUAUAACACAAGACUGUAAAAUUGACUUAGCCUUCAUAAUUGAUGACACAGACACUAUCAGCGCAUCCAAGUUCCAGGAAAUGAAAACUUUCCUUAUUAGUCUUGUCACCAAAAUAGUUGUCGGUGACAAUGCAGUAAGAAUAGGGGUCGUAACUUACGGUGACGAUGCAACCACUGUUUUCCCCCUAAAACAGUACUCUACUGCAUCUGAUGUGAAAACUGCUAUUAACGGCAUAACUCAAGGAAAUGCAGCGUACGGUCGGGAUCGCCGCUUGGUGGAUAAAGCUCUUUUGUACACCCUCUGGAACUUCUUCACCAAAGAGAACGGAGAGCGUGAAGAUGCUAAGAAUUUCUACGUUGUUCUAACAUAUGGAGGUUCCUAUGGCAUGCAAGUGUCAGAUUAUGGAGCAGCCAUCCAGUACAAUUCAAUGGUCGAACUAUUCAUACUUGGUGCUAAUGUAUCAUCAAGCUUCGACUCUGAUUUUGAGGGUGCAGUAACUGAAGGAAGGUACAUGUCAGCCAGCAAUUUUAUAGAACUUCAGUGUAAUAGCAAAGGUCUGGUCUCCAACAUUACUGAGUGCCCCACAGAGGACCCUGUACCUCCUGCUACGCCCAAUUGCAAGCUAGAUAUAUUAUUUAUGCUGGAGGCUUCUGGUUCUUCUGCCGGUGCAAAAUUCAUGUACCUGAAAAGCUUUUUUGCCAACCUUGCACGGCAAAUCAGCGUAUCAUCAGACACCGUACGAAUAGGUGUCAUCACGUACGACUAUAAAGGAUAUAGACAAUUUGAUCUUCAAACACACACGACCAGUGACGACGUAAGUAAAGCCAUAAUGAAGAUACCAGAGGGUUCGAUCCAAAAGAACCUACUGGACAAAGCUUUAUUGUAUGCAAGAACAACCUACUUCACAGAUGCCAACGGAGAUCGCGCGGACGCAGCCAAUUACUAUGUCUUUUCCGUGGAUGGAAUAAGGGCUGGUUCUGCUAUACAAGGAACUGUUAUAAAUGCUAACUGGCCUGACCAGGUCUUUGCCGUUGAUAUAAACAGUACCUAUGCGCCGGAAUAUAAGGAAGCCGCUGGUGACAAUAGCCGUUACUUUUUUGCCUCCUCCUACGAGGACCUGUCAUCUAUUGAAGCUGCCGUUUUAUCAGCCAUUAGCAAGUGUCCGUCUCCACAAAUAACUACCACCACUGGUGUCUCCUUAAGAAACAAAGACGUCGCUGCUCCUUGUCUUAACAGUUUAAUAUAUAUGUAUCCAAAGGAUUUGACAGCAAACACAGGAGGAUCAAGAGGAAUGAUGUACCUGAUGACAGAUUAUGUAUUUAUAAUAACCACUUGCUCACGUAUCACGUCCUGGGAGUUUUCUUAUUCGAGGUCUGGAUGGAUAGAUUUUAUGGUGUGGAGACCUACUGGGAAUAAUUAUAAGCUGGUAGCUUUCAACACAAUUUAUGUUGAAGGUGUUAAUUCAACUGUGUACACUGUUGUGGAAUAUGAAAGGAUCGCUGUUCUUGAAAAUGACGUCAUCGGAUGGCGUUCCCUGGCUGAUAAUGAUGGUGGUAAUAUAAUCACAAACGGAGACUGCUUAGAUGAGUGUGCCAUUGGUUACCAGGCAUACUCGGCCCAAACUUUACAGAGAGGAGACGAGUUUGAUUGGAAAACGUCAGGCACCAUAAUAAAUACAACAGCCUAUGCUAUUAAAGCUUGCCUUGAAGACAAUACAAUCAUAUCCUUUACCAACACAAAUCAAUCGGCAGAAAUACCGGACCACUUACCCCCGGGUUCCUUUGUGAUGAUGUUGGAAGUGGGAGGGGCAGAUUACGCUGAAAACGUAACAUACACCGUCAUGCAACAUCCUUCUUCUCCUUCCUCUGCCGCAUAUUUCGUUGUAGAUGAAAUAGCACAAGUAACGGUAGCCAAAAAGAUGCACAGAGCUACCAUUGUCAAGGACUAUCUAUUACUGGUAGAAGCAAAGGAUGCGUGUAAUACUAGCGCCACAGUGACCCUUUCCAUAGAAUCACAAAAUAUGCCACCAGAAAUACUAGAUCUGCCAAAUUCCAUGUCUGUUGCCGAGGAGACGGGCGGAGAAACGGUUUUAUACUCCACAGUUGUGGAAGAUCCUUCAGGUGAUGAAGUUUGUUGCUUGUUAGAGACUGUAUUACCCAGUUCUACAAAUUUUAACGUAACUGGAAACUCAACUGCUGGUUCAUCACGUGGUAUAUUUUCCAUUUUGACCACUUCAAAUCCCGCCUUUUCUUACAAAGACAUUAACUCUUACAUGGUGAAACUCUGUUGUGACGACAGUGCAGAUAAAACUACAGGAAUAUUACUAGUCAAUGUGAAGAAACCAGCGAAAGCAGCUGGAUACGAACCACCAAAUUGGUUUAUGUUGUCUGUGGCGAUGUCCUGCGUCCCUGUCUUCCUUAUGGGAUUUUGUGCAUGUGUUGUGCUUAUUCACACAAUGUUUGUCGUAGGAUAAUACACAUACCUGAUGAUAAAUUUCAUUCUACUGACAAUAUUUAUUUUCGCACACGAAAUAUAUGCAUCGAAAGUGUUCAUCCGUUGAAAGGAAUUUGGUUAAAUCAUUCGAAAUUUUAUUUCGUUUUACUUAAGAUGUUUUUGUUGUUUUAUUUCUCAGUAUUUCAUUACAUUAUUUUUUUUAGCAGAGUGCAUUGGGUUCUAGUAAUUUGAUAUUUCUGUUGAAAGGAAAAUGGUUAAAUCCUUGACAUUUUAUUUCGUUUUACUUUAGAUGUUUUUGUUGUUUUAUUUCUCAGUAUUUCAUUAUUUUUUUAAAAGCAGGGGGGCAUUGGGUUCUAGUAAUUCAUUAUUAUAUUUGGUAUCUGUAUUUCAUUUAAAUUUUGAUUUUAUGUGAUCUCAAUUCUGCUCAUUGUUAUGCUUCAUAAUGUCGUUGAAAGAUUCUCAUUACUUGCUAUCAUUUAACUACAAAAUGCUUAUUUACUCGUA
Molecule: messenger RNA, 5423 nt
Organism: Saccostrea echinata
Lineage: Eukaryota; Metazoa; Mollusca; Bivalvia; Ostreida; Ostreidae
Product: collagen alpha-5(VI) chain-like
Exons: 21
Coding region: 217-4938 (1573 amino acids)
Biological process (GO): homophilic cell-cell adhesion
Cellular component (GO): membrane
Molecular function (GO): calcium ion binding
Source: RefSeq, a predicted model, not a curated record